Messenger RNA from Plenodomus lingam JN3, 1851 nucleotides. RefSeq lists its product as uncharacterized. Gene Ontology annotation, cellular component: plasma membrane. The record is from RefSeq and is a predicted model, not a curated record. Gene Ontology annotation, molecular function: transmembrane transporter activity. Lineage: Eukaryota; Fungi; Ascomycota; Dothideomycetes; Pleosporales; Leptosphaeriaceae. Gene Ontology annotation, biological process: transmembrane transport.
AUGGGCUUCUCUUUCAAGGGGCUAACGUCCAGUGCUCUGCUUUCGAGCAGCAGGCCUACCACCGAUGCAGACCACAAGGACGUUGCUGAUGUACCUGCUUCGGUGCAAGGCCACACCAGCAUAGACGUCGAUCGUCCUAAUGAGAAGCUGGGGGCACCCCAUACUGCUGGUUCCAGUGAUUUUGACUCUGAUGAGGAGUUGAAUAGGGUCGAUACCACGGCUGAGGCCGGUGUCCAGGCUGUCCAAGCUGCCUCCAUGCUAUGGACCAAGAGGGACCUUAUUCUUGCAUACAUUUUUAUGUGGCUCAUUCAAUUCUUCAUGUCUUUCGCCUCCAGCUCAACGAGUACCUUGACGCCAUACGUUACAAGCGACUUUCAAGAGCACUCCCUUACAGCCCUCACCAGUGUCAUCUCUUCCAUCGUCGCCGGUAUCUGGAAGCUCCCAUACGCCAAGAUCAUGAACAUCUGGGGACGUCCUACUGCACUCUGCAUUGGCGUUACCUGCUACAUCAUCGGUCUAAUCAUCAUGGCUAGCUGCAACGGCGUCAAGGCGUACUGCGCCGCCCAGACCUUCUUCUAUACCGGUUACAAUAGCAUUGACUUCUUCAUGACCGUCUUCAUCGCCGAUACCUCUAAACUUAAGAACCGAGGGUUCUUCAUCGGCUAUGCGGCUUCCCCAUGGCUCAUCACUACGUGGAUUUAUGGGUAUGCUGUCAACAGUGCCAUUGCUCCUGGAGGCAUUGGUUGGCGAUGGAACUUUGGCAUCUUCGCCAUCAUUGCCCCCAUAGUCUGCUCGCCUUUGAUCUUCAUGUUCUUCCUGUACGAGGGCAGAGCUCGUAGGCAGGGUCUCCUCCCCGCACGACCAAGCCGUGGGAAUUUCAGCCAAACUGCCUUCUACUACCUGCGCGAGUUCGAUGCCGUUGGUCUCCUCAUUCUAGCUUCCGGUCUCUCGCUCUUCUUGCUCAGCUUCAACCUUUAUUCCCGCCAAGCCAAGGGCUGGAAGUCUCCUUUGAUUAUUUGCUUCAUCAUCUUUGGUGCGCUCCUCAUUGCGGCAUUUGGCAUCUGGGAGAAGUUUGGCGCUUCUGUCACCUUCAUCCCGUGGUCCCUUCUGAAGAACCGGACCGUCAUCUUCACUUACACCAUGGCUGGCUCGCUCUACAUUGGCUGGUACAUUUGGGAUACAUACUUCUACUCGCUGCUCAUCGUCGUGUUCAACCAGACCGUCCCUCAUGCUACCUACAUUGCCAACAUUUACACAAUGGGAAGCUGCUUCUGUUGCCUCGUAUAUGGACUGGCUCUACGCCGUUACGGAAAGCUCAAGAUGUACUCGCUCUUCAUGGGCGUUCCGCUCACCAUGCUUGGUGUCGGUCUCAUGAUCAAGUUCCGUCAGCCUGACGAGAACAUUGGCUACAUUGUCAUGUGCAUGAUCUUCAUCGCCUUUGGUGGUGGCAUCCUUGUUACUUCGGAGCAAACAACUCUUAUGGCUGUCUCCAAGCAGCAGGACUUCCCUGCUCUGUUGGCUGUCGAGUCCAUGAUUAUCGCUAUUGGUAGUGCGAUUGGUUCCACUAUCGCAGGAGCCAUCUGGACCGGUGUCUUCCCUGCGAGACUCUCGGCCAACUUGCCUGCUGAUGCAAUGGAGAACUUCACUGCGAUCUACGGCGAUCUGAACACACAGUCGAGCUACCCGAUCGGCAGCCCGACUCGCGAUGCCAUCAACCUGAGCUAUGGCCAGACGCAGAGGUACAUGCUCAUCGCUGCUACAUGCGUCUACACAAUCACCCUGUUCAGUGUGGCAAUGUGGCAGAAUGUCGAUGUUAGGACGAUGAAGCAGAGGACUAUUGGUCUUUUGUAA